AUGACUAAUCAUGGCUAUCUCCCCCAUAAUGGCUCAGCAACCAUCCAGGACUUCAUCACGGGUACGAUAAAGGCAUUCGGCAUGGGCCUUGACUUGGCUACUUUCCUUGCUGUCUACGGAGCGGUAUUCGAUGGCGACCUAUUGUCCUACUCGAUUGGGGGCCAGGUUUCGACCUUACUCAGUGGUCUCCUCGGCGAACCGCAAGGCCUCUCUGGCUCGCAUAAUAACGGCAACAAAUUGCCUCAAGUGUCCCAGUUCAUAGCUCUCUACGAGCUGGGCCAAGACAACGGCGAUUCAACCGAUCUAGAUGUCUUGACGCGACACCGCGUACAGCGGUUCAACGUGUCCAUAUCUCAAAAUCCAUACUACUUCUCAGCGCCGUUCAGUGGGCUCAUCAUCAACAGCGCGGCAUACACGUUCGUCUACCGGUUCAUGGCCAACAAGACGGCAGAGAACCCACAAGGGAUACUAAACGGCGAGACGCUCAAGUUAUUUUACGCCGUAUCGGGGGACUAUCCUGACUUCACGAUCACGCCGGGCCACGAGCGCUUCCCGGACAACUGGUACAAGCGGAACCCGCUCGACUACUACACCAUCCCGUACCUCGCGGCCGAUGCGCUGGCCAUGCAGUUGCAGCAUCCUCAGUUCCUCUCGGUCGGAGGCAACACGGGCAAAGUGAAUUCAUUUGUCGGCUUGGACCCGGCAACCCUAAGAGACGGCGUCUUCAACGCGCAAAAUCUGCUUGAGGGCAACAACGCUUUCUGUUUCGGUCUGGUGGCUGCUCUGCAGAUGGCGCCUGAUAUCCUGUCUGGCCUAUUCAGCGACAUCACCGUGGCGCUGGGCUUGUUGUUUUCAGCUGUCGGCAAUGCGACGGAGGGGUUGAGUUGUCCUCAGCUGAAGAGUAUUGAUAAAGGGCAGUUUUCACAGUUCCCUGGGUACACGGGGUUGAAGCCGGACGCAGAAUAUAGGGCUUAA
Messenger RNA from Anthostomella pinea, 975 nucleotides. The record is from the annotation of a GenBank genome assembly. NCBI's taxonomy places the organism in Eukaryota, Fungi, Ascomycota, Sordariomycetes, Xylariales, Xylariaceae.